Messenger RNA from Nymphalis io (European peacock), 2460 nucleotides. RefSeq names its product protein Skeletor, isoforms B/C (gene Skeletor). NCBI's taxonomy places the organism in Eukaryota, Metazoa, Arthropoda, Insecta, Lepidoptera, Nymphalidae. The transcript is spliced from 15 exons. The coding region runs from base 85 to 2202 and encodes 705 amino acids. The record is from RefSeq and is a predicted model, not a curated record.
GCGACGCGCCGGCGCUAGCGCGUGCGCACAACAACCGUGUGUUGAUUGUUAUAUUUAUCCUAGUGUUUUUUUAUAUUAAUCGUGAUGCGUCCCGCGGCGUUCGCGCUGCUUCUGUGGAUCGGCGUGUCCCAGGCGCACUACCUGGGUAAGGAGAUCGGGCCGCUGUCUGAGCUGCACCACGGCGUGCGCGGCAGCGUGUUCGCGGUCGACUCACGUACACUAUACCUGCACGACUUUCACUACGAUGGAGAAGGACCUGCUGCAUACUUCUAUGUCGGUACGUCAAAAUCCCCGACCGCAACCGGCUCUCUACGUCUGCGUGACGAGCGAGGCGGCACGACGCCUCUACGACGGUACCGCGGCGAGGGCGUCACGCUGUCCCUACCGGACGGGAAGACCCUGCGUGACGUCACCUGGUUCUCUGUAUGGUGUGACGAGUAUUCAGUGAACUUUGGUUCGGUGGACAUUCCUCGCUCGUUGGAGUACCCCAAGCCCGCGAAGGUAGCGGCGCUACACGGAGUGCACGGCGUGUCCUCUGACGCCAUUGUUGUUGUGGACGCGCAGACGCUGCUCAUACCGAACUUCUCAUACGACGGGGAAGCCCCUGAUGCUAAGUUCUGGGUCGGUCGCGGCGACAAACCGUCUCCUCAGGGCAUCCGCAUACCUGAUGAGAACGGCAAAGAGUCUCCGCUCCGCAAGUAUGACAAGAAAACCAUCGUCCUCACGUUACCUGGAGAAUUAACUGUAUUCGACAUCGGUCACUUUGCGGUGUGGUGCGAGGCGUUCACCGUGAACUUCGGUCACGUGUUGCUGCCGAGAGCCAUGCUCGUCAACGUGCCGCCCAGUCUCAAGAUGCUUGGCGUUUCCCCACAGUCUAAGUUGAACUGCGAGGUGCUACAUGACGAACUGGCCUUCGAAGUGCGCUGGGCCAUCGCCGGCGACAGCAUUGUCUUGCAGCUUGUCGCUAAGCUUGAGGAUGGUGAAUACAUGUCGUUCGGAGUGUCCGGCGUUAACGACCACUCGCAGAUGGUCGGUGGUGACGUGGCCGUCGCGUGGGUGAAUAAGACCACUCUCAUGGGCUUCUCAGAAGAUUACUAUUUAGAUGCGAAGAGUCAAUGCGCUGGAGUGCACGGUUCUUGCCCUGAUAAAAAAAUUGCGCCAAACACGAAUUCAAUCCGUGUCCUUAAUGCCGCCUUGGUGAACGGCUACUCUAUCGUGACGUACCAGCGACCGCUUAAGGCUUCCGACUUUCUGGACAGACCUGUGUUCACGAACGUCAGCCAGCCUAUCAUUUGGGCAAUCGGACCACUUAAUUCUAAACUGGAGGUGUCGUACCACCAUCAUUUUACGAAGGGUGACAAGUUUAUUGAGUUCGGCCGACCACCGCUCUGGAACUGCCCGAUGCCGGAAGGAGAAGAGGAGCACAAAACACCAGGACCAAUUUACAAAGAAACACCAACAAGACCAUCGGAAGUCGAAGAGGACACUGCGGUGAUCAAACCCAACCCAGUGCCCACUCCGCGUCCGUCUCCAAAAGUGACGCCGUGGGAAAUUCCCGGUAUACAAUGUUAUGAGCCCCCAGACGGCGUGUUCUACGCGCAAAUGGGACCUACGGGAGGAAAGCAAGGGUAUUCUGCAAUAACAGGUCACGUUGGUUGGGGUAUUUCUUGGUACAUCAAUGGUCUCUUGAUACCUGAAAUCACGGUUGUCCGUGGUAAGAAGUACACUUUCGUGGUGGAAGGUGGUACCGACCCUGAAGUACCAGCUCGCUACCACCCCUUCUAUAUAACUAACGAUCCCGUCGGUGGAUACUAUCAUAAAACUGAUGCUGAGAAAAAGGAUGUAGAAAUAUACGCAGGUGUACGUCGUUUGCGUAACGGUGAAUUGUUACCAAAUGGUGUUGGCCGUCUCUGUAACUGGACGCCAGAUAAUGAAGGACCUGAAGCUGACGAGUACCCCAGCUUCGGCGCGUACCAGCGUUCUCUAACUCUUGUCUGCGAGGAAGGCAACCCCGGUGUUGUUACGUGGACGCCAGAUAGAAACACUCCGGACACUGUCUAUUAUCAGUGUUUCACUCAUCGAUAUCUCGGUUGGAAGAUAAAUGUGGUCGAUGAGUGUGACGCCACGGAGGCAGAGGAAAGUCGCGUAGUAGAGACUUUAGCCCUCCCCGGUGACCUUUUGGGGGAGGAGUCUAUUCAGUAGCAAUAAUGGAGAAAGCGGCCUCUCGGGAGAAGUGUACCCAGAACCCAGCAGGAACUAUUUGUACCCGAGUGGACACGAGUAUGAAUUGCCAAUAUCACAAGUACAAAUUAAGGAAGUUAUUCAAACUGUAGAAAACUUAGAAGACCAAAUGAAAGACGAGCUCAAACGAAAUACAACUCAACCGCAAAAGUUAAUGCAGUAUCAAGUUCACGAAGACGUCAAGGAGUUGUUUGUACCAGAACAACCCAUAAGGGAUGG